AGCCGGAAGUGUACAGUUGAAGCUUCCCCGGAGGAGGGGAUGGAAGUGGACUGCAAACCAGAGGAUUCGUCAAAAUCAGCAUACGAAGAACGCUGUGUGGACCUUGGAGACGUCAAAGAUAUGAGACUAGAGGCAGAGGCAGUGGUGAAUGAUGUGCUCUUCGCCGUAGCUGAUAUGUUCGUUUCGCAAAGUUUGGACAACGCCCUGGAUGUGGCUUACAUAAAUGUGGAGACAAGAGAGGGUAACCGUUACUGCUUAGAGCUAACUGAAGCUGGUUUAAGGGUGGUUGGCUAUGCGUUCGAUCAGGUCGAUGGGGGUUUGAACACACAAUAUCAUGAGACUGCUUACUCACUCCUGGACUCCCUCAGUCCUGGUUACAGAGAAGCCUUUGGGAAUGCUCUGCUUCAACGACUGGAGAAGCUCAAACAGAACGGACAAUAAAAAGGUCCAUCUGAAACUCUGGACACGUUUGCUCUGCAACACCAUUUUUGAUGAUUAUCAGCUUCUGCCUAAAGUGUAACUUUAAGCGUCAGUGGUAUUCAUUCAUUGUCUCGGGGAGUCGUCUACUGUCAGUACUUAAGUUUUUUUCCCCUGAACUAAAACACACCUGGCUAUGUAAUACUUACAUAAUGACUGAUAUUUAGUAGGCACAUAUAAUAUUGUUUCCCAAAGUCUGUAAUGUGACUUUCUAAGAGUUAGUUUCCAUACCCUCUAUGUUUUGCUGUCAUAAUUGAACCACUGAGUGGUCCUCCCUUUGUAAUAACUCCAGGCUCUCCAAAUCCAUUAAGUCAUACACAGUUAUAUGUUC
Molecule: messenger RNA, 808 nt
Organism: Chanos chanos (milkfish)
Lineage: Eukaryota; Metazoa; Chordata; Actinopteri; Gonorynchiformes; Chanidae
Gene: gskip
Product: gsk3b interacting protein
Exons: 3
Coding region: 40-441 (133 amino acids)
Biological process (GO): regulation of canonical Wnt signaling pathway
Cellular component (GO): cytoplasm
Molecular function (GO): protein kinase A binding; kinase regulator activity
Source: RefSeq, a predicted model, not a curated record